CCAAAGGUUGAAGCUCCGAGAUGACUUUGGUCUGUGGUUUAUAGAUCCAGCUGUGAUGGCAUCAGAGGAGGAAUUCAGUCUGCUGGUCAUCGUGGUGGACGUCAAUCCGAUGUGGUGGGGACAGCAAGCUCAGCGCGAGCCCCAGUUCACUCUAUCCAAAUGUUUGGAUGCUGUCAUGGUGAUGGCUAACUCCCAUAUGGCCAUGACCAGGACAAACAAACUGGCUGUCAUUGCUAGUCACUGUCAGGACAGUUAUUUUUUGUAUCCCUGUAAGAGCUGGAAAGCUGAGGAGGCUAGUGCUGAUGAUGUCUCCUCUACUAAUGAUGGAAAAUAUGAACUCCUAUCAGUUACCAAUAAUGUAAUGGCUGAGCAGAUCAGGAACAUUUUGUCCAAAACUGAGGUGAAGGCAAGUUCUACAGACACUUUGUUAGCUGGAUCCCUUGCCAAAGGUCUUUGUUGUAUCCUUUCGUUAACUCUUUUCUUAUCAUUGUGAUCCAUGUCUCAUGUCCAUCCUUGG
Messenger RNA from Thalassophryne amazonica, 517 nucleotides. Its product is annotated as general transcription factor IIH subunit 3-like. Gene Ontology annotation, biological process: regulation of DNA-templated transcription; nucleotide-excision repair. Gene Ontology annotation, cellular component: transcription factor TFIIH holo complex; transcription factor TFIIH core complex. The record is from RefSeq and is a predicted model, not a curated record. Bases 56 to 493 code for a protein of 145 amino acids. Lineage: Eukaryota; Metazoa; Chordata; Actinopteri; Batrachoidiformes; Batrachoididae. The transcript has 5 exons.